UGUGCAGAGCAGACGGCACAAGGAGGAUCAACCUCAAGGAUCAACAGAGUGUUUCUCCAUCUGAAGAGACAGUGGUAGCCCAGGAAAUCCCUUGACAAUUGAAUACUUUGACAACUCUGGUUUUUAGUUUUGCUGUUAUUUAUUUAUUAGGCCAUUCAUUCUUUUGUCUAUUUUUGCCGGCAUUUUUUUUUAUUGUUUUAUUUUCAAUGAGAUCGUUACAGACGAAAAUCUCUUCAAUAGGCUACUGGUUGCAGCUUUUGGGGGCUAUUGGUUAGACUACUUACAGUUUUAUCGACUGGUCUCCAGAAGUGAAGAUAAAGGGAACGGAAAAGGAAAGUGUGAGGAGACAGAAGGAAAUACGUACCUUGUACAAAACAACGACCUGUGGGACUGUGCAUGUUAAUCCUAUCAAACGCAAAAUAUAAGUCUUCAAUCUAACAAAUAUGAAAUGGCAUGCAUUUAAAAGCCAGCGCAGACUUAAACUGCUCUCGAAUUGGAUUUGUAGUUGACACGUUUUUUAAAAAUAUAUAUAGUUGUAUUUUCUAUUUUGGUAUCAUUGUUUUUUUUCCCAUAAAUGCGGAAUAAAAUAUGUUGCAAUGUGCGGUUUAAAAUGGUUGGUUUUGAUGUAACAAAGAUAUUUGCUAUGUUUAUCUGAGACAAUAAAAUAGAUAGAAUUACACCCAAUAAUAAAGUUUUAGCAAUAUAUCUAAUAGGCCUACUUAUAUCCUUCGGUAAUUGUAAUGCAACGUUGGUGUGACAUAUAGGCUACACAAGCACUCUUGAUGUACAGGCAUUCCAUGCAUUGAAGACAAAGGCAGAGACAUCUGCCACUUUGUCCGGGACUUCGCGAGCUUCGAUUCCGCCACUGUUUUCUCAACUGGCUACACCAAAAAACAAUGACGGUCAAGUGACAGAACCUGAACAGAGAUAUUUUUUCUGAUUACAAACUUGUGUUCUCCAAAGUGGACUAUAGCAAAGUUUCGGUCAGAAAACUACAGUGAGCUAUAUGAAGAUCGCGACACAGAUUUUCCCUCGCAGAAAUGCCAGUGCGAAUGCCAGUGCGAACCACAAGGUUCAUGUACAAGGGGAAUUGCACUAUUCCAGAUAUCCUAUCAUACCGGACCCCCAUUAACCUGCCCGAGGAUGAGGUGGAAGAGAUCCGUGAGGCCUUCAAGGUGUUUGACCGAGAUGGAAACGGGUACAUCUCAAAGCAGGAGUUGGGGGUGGCUAUGCGGUCGCUGGGAUACAUGCCCAAUGAGGUGGAGCUGGAGAUUAUUAUCCAAAGGCUGGACAUGGAUGGUGAUGGCCAGGUUGACUUUGAGGAAUUUGUUGCACUGCUUGGACCAAAACUUAUUGCUGCUGGGAUGCCUGAUAAGUUCCAUGGGGCGGACUUUGACUCUGUAUUUUGGAAGUGUGACAUGUCAAAGCUGACCGUGGAUGAGCUGAAGAGGCUACUGUAUGACACCUUCUGUGACCACCUCACCAUGAAAGACAUUGAGAACAUCAUCAUGACUGAAGAGAGCCACCUGGACAUUCAAGAGUGCCAAGUAGACAUUGACACCAGCCCAACACAACAGAAGCACACAUGUGUGCGGAAGAGCCUGAUUUGUGCCUUCGCCUUUGCAUUCAUCAUCAGCGUAAUGCUUAUUGCAGCUAACCAGAUGCUUCGUAGAGGUAUGAAGUAGAAAGCCCUGUCCUCCACCACCAGACGGGUUGUUUUCUUCCUUAUCCUUUCACACUCAACCCAGUGACUAAGCAUAGACAAAUUGAACUGACAAAAAGGAACCUAAAUAACAUGUAAUUUUUUCCAGAGACAUAUUUAAUGACCAUUCUGUCCUGAGAUCCAUUUAGAGCCAGAGCACAGACCGAACACCCUGUUACCAAAACUAUCAACUGGACAAAUGGAUAUAGGCCAGGAACCUGAGGCACUAAAUGUCUUGCUUACCGUUUACCAUUAGUUUCAGAUGUUCUGAAGGUUACCACCCAACACAUUGUACCAUACACAAAAAGAAAGAACAAAUAUUAAGCAGUUAUACAAUCUCUUUGAUUCACCUCACUAUAAUGUUGCCCUAUACCAUUCACAAGGUACAUUUAUUAGCCUCCUAUUUCCUCUGAGAUAAAUGAGUAGUGUCUGUGCUCUAUUGGUAACCAUGUUGUCUGAAAUAUAUCGACAUUACUAGUGUAUAUUAUGUGGCAUUACAUCCUGCCGUUGCAAAGCAUGUAACCAACGGCAUUUUUUCUACAUACAUUUUUAUUCAACAGCACAUAAAGAACAUGUACAGUACAUACACAGUAUAACUCUACAGUACCAGCUGCAGUAGCCUACCUAUUGUAGAGAAUGAAAUUAGCGAUAUGGAGAUAUGAUUUGAGGGAAUUUCGUAGGCACAGAUAAUAAUAGUUAUCAUCAUCAAACCUGAGAUUCAUCUGCCAAUCUCUAUGUCUUGAGUCACUGUUCCGACGGCUGGCUCACCCCAGUUCUCCUUCUAAACACACAGCACAUAUACAUGUACAUAAUACCAAGUAAUAGGAUAUGUACUUCCUCUGUGGUGUUCACCUUCAAAUGAUUAUGCAAAUGAUAGUUAUUAUUGCAAAAAAGUACAUUGUUCAUUAACGUUUUCUGUAAAUAUUUAUAUUCUGUGAAUGUGGAGACAAUUUCAAAGGACAUUUAAACAAAUGUUUUGUUUUGCUUUUGACAUGGUCCACCAAAACAACAUUCAGCUAUUGUUUAGAAUGUAAACAUGCUUUUUUAAAAUUAAGGUUCUAAUGUAUGAUUCCCAGGUUUACUGAAACAUCAUUCUAACACAAUUAGUAAUUUGUUAAUGGCCAUGUACUUACAUUUUACGUAUUGCUCUAUUGUCAUAUUUAUUUUUAGAAAACUAUGUUUUCUCUUUAUCAUAUAUGAAGAAUUGAAUUAUCGUUUUGAUGAAAUGCUAUAUAUAUAUAUAUUAUUUUACACUUUUUUAUCACAAACUGAAUCAAGUCUAUAUCAUACCAGAAAAUAGCAUAUCAAAUAGUGAAAAAGAAUGGGGCUUGCAAUAGUCUAGCUUGAUGAGGGUGACAAAAUGUUGCUCGGUUAUCUGUUCAUAUUUAUAUGAGAAUUAACUAUUUGACAUUACAUGCAUUUGUGCAAACGUGAAAUAGCCAGUGUAAUAGACAAUACAUCCAAAAAUAUUAAAGCACUGAUAUUGUAUUAUGACCACUGUUAAAUUGCAUUAAUGAGGAGAAUAUGUUAAUGUACAGUUUGUUGAGAGCUGAUCUGAUGUUUAUUCAUGUCCCUCAAUGUGUUGUCAUAUGAAGCAGAUUUGUUCUCUAUAUGUGACUGUGAUUGCCAUCAAGUCAAACAUAGUGCAGCUCUGAUACUUUGUGUCAAACGCUGGGGGAAAUGCACUUAUCAAUCAUUUCAGAAUAACGUGUCUUAGGGAUCAACUAUUCUUGAUAGAAAAAUAACUUGCAAACAAAUGUAUUUCUUAUCAGAAAUCAAUGUCUUGCAAAUAAAAACUAACGCAAUAUACUGUAUACUGUAUGGACAUGGAGAAUGGAAAUUACCCCUCAUGUGAACCUUCAAGUGUCUGUUGUUGCCUUUGGUUGAACUUUCUAUGGCAUUCUUUCAGCAUCAGUAAUCUCAUCCUAUGCACUGUAAUGGCACAUAAGUAUCCAUCACCACAUCAAAUAUACAUUUAUAAACGUGAUGUCUGGAUGCAUGUUGUCCAAUAAACAAACACAAAUGUAA
Coregonus clupeaformis (lake whitefish) is the source of this 3730-nucleotide messenger RNA. Its product is annotated as calcium-binding protein 7. The transcript has 5 exons. Gene Ontology annotation, molecular function: calcium ion binding. The coding region runs from base 1041 to 1685 and encodes 214 amino acids. Lineage: Eukaryota; Metazoa; Chordata; Actinopteri; Salmoniformes; Salmonidae. The record is from RefSeq and is a predicted model, not a curated record.